UUGGAGGAGACUGUGGAGUGAGUAGGUGCUAACAUUUGGCUCCGCUUGAGCGGAGGAAGGAAACUAUAGUAGGUCGCGCUGGGGCUGCGCUCGCCGGAGAGGCUAGGCUGGUCUAGUCCAGGAAAGCCUUGCCGCUCCCUGGGCGUUCUGCCGGGAGAGUCCCAGCGUUCGCGGCUGGAAUGGUGCUGGCCCCGGCGUUCGGUGCUUGCGUUCUUCGGAGGGAGCAGCCCGAGCGGAGGAGCCGCGAUGGAAAUGCUGCUGUUGCAACCGUUGGGAUGUACCAAAUUAUGCCAGCAGAAACCUCUGGAUUUGAAAGAUGAUAAUACUGAAAAACACUGUCCUGUUACAGUGAAUCCUUGGCACAUGAAGAAAGCUUUUAAAGUUCUGAAUGAAUUAAGAAGGUGCUGCUAUUUUGGUCAAAACUUACUAUGUGAUGUGACAAUAGUGGCUGAAGACAUGGAAAUUGCAGCUCAUCGAGUUGUAUUAGCAUCUUGCAGUCCCUAUUUCCAUGCCAUGUUUACAGGUGAAAUGAGUGAAAGUCAAGCAAAGAAAGUUCGAAUAAAAGAAGUUGAUGGUUGGACCCUUAAGAUGCUCAUUGAAUAUGUUUACACAGGGGAAAUUACGGUUACAGAAGAAAAUGUACAGGUACUGCUCCCAGCGGCUGGUUUGUUGCAGCUGCAGGAUGUAAAGAAAAGUUGCUGUGAUUUCCUGGAAACUCAGCUUCAUCCUGUCAACUGCUUGGGCAUUCGGGCAUUUGCUGAUGUGCAUGCGUGCACGGAGCUUCUGAACAAGGCCAACACAUACGCAGAACAGCACUUUACUGAGGUUGUACUGGGUGAGGAAUUUCUUAGUCUUGGUGUAGAACAGGUGUGCAGCUUAAUAUCCAGUGACAAACUAACAAUAGCAUCAGAGGAAAAGGUAUUUGAAGCAGUGAUAGCUUGGGUUAACUAUGACAAAGAUGUGAGGCAAGAACUCAUGGCACGUCUGAUGGAACAUGUUCGAUUACCUUUGCUCUCAAAGGAAUAUUUGGUCCAGAGAGUUGAAGAAGAGAUACUUGUUAAAAACAGCAGUGCAUGUAAAGAUUACCUAAUUGAAGCAAUGAAGUAUCAUUUGUUGCCACUUGAGCAAAGAGCUCUGAUGAAGACCACACGAACAAGGUUGAGAACACCUGCCUGUCUUCCAAAACUGAUGGUAGUGGUAGGAGGGCAAGCGCCAAAAGCUAUCCGCAGUGUGGAGUGUUACGAUUUUAAAGAAGAACGUUGGCACCAAGUUGCUGAGCUGCCUUCCAGAAGAUGCAGGGCAGGAGUUGUAUACAUGAAUGGUCUUGUCUUUGCUGUUGGUGGCUUCAAUGGCUCUUUGAGGGUUCGUACCGUGGAUUCUUAUGAUCCAGUAAAAGACCAGUGGACCAGCGUUGCUAACAUGCAAGACAGAAGAAGCACUUUGGGCGCAGCUGUAUUAAAUGGGCUUCUGUAUGCUGUAGGAGGAUUUGAUGGGAGUACAGGUUUAUCCUCCGUAGAAGCAUAUAAUGUGAAGACUAAUGAAUGGUUUCAUGUAGCUCCGAUGAACACAAGGAGAAGUAGCGUUGGAGUAGGUGUAGUUGGUGGUAAGAUCUCUUAG
Messenger RNA from Python bivittatus (Burmese python), 1617 nucleotides. The record is from RefSeq and is a predicted model, not a curated record. Lineage: Eukaryota; Metazoa; Chordata; Lepidosauria; Squamata; Pythonidae.